This is a messenger RNA of Brassica napus (rape), 1093 nucleotides long. RefSeq names its product S-protein homolog 21. The transcript has 2 exons. Bases 299 to 784 code for a protein of 161 amino acids. The record is from RefSeq and is a predicted model, not a curated record. NCBI's taxonomy places the organism in Eukaryota, Viridiplantae, Streptophyta, Magnoliopsida, Brassicales, Brassicaceae.
AGGAAUGAUAAGAAUUUACUAUUUCCACUCAUUCUCUUGGUCAUCACUUAGAACCUUAGAAUAUUGAUAUUUUGUGGUUACAGAGUUUACGGGAGUAAAUCCCAAACCAGGAAUUAUUUUACUAGUCAAACCGGUAAAAACAACCAACUAGGCAAGUAUAUCACAUUAAAUAUAAAACGCAGUCAAAGUAUUUAAUGGAUGGACAAAUAUAUUCGUUCUUAUUUUUUGUAUAUAUAUAUGAGUGACAGAUAUAUUGUCAUAUUCGUCACAAAACAUCUGUUAUACAUCUGAGAAAAAAAUGGGAAAAUAUUUACUAAUUUUUUUUGUUAUCCUCAUUUCCUUUGAUUCUAUAAACUCGUUGAUGCCUCCUCUUUUCAGAAAAUUCAAUGUUGAAAUCGUAAACAAGUUAGGGUUUAACAAGAAACUCAAGGUUCAUUGCAAGAGCGGAAGUCAUGAUUUUCCGAUUACGUAUCUUAAUAUCGGCGAAAGUUUUCAAUUUAAAUUUACAAUCCUCCUAACUACUCUAUAUUGGUGCAAUUUGUGGCAGGGCCCAAAUUACAAACACCACGUGGUUUUUGAUGCGUUUCUUCCGGACAAAGAUUUUAUAGAUGGUACAUGUACUGGAAUGCACCCUAAUGUAUGUAUGUGGAUCGCAAGGGAAGAUGGAGUCUAUGUCCUCAACAAGAAAUUUCAUGGAGAAUAUUUCAUGUAUAAAUGGGAUGCUCCCACAAGAAACACUUCAGAGGUUGUACCUGCGAGUGAAUAUGAAUUUGAUCAUGUAUAAAAAUAUAUAUCGUACAAGUGGAUAACUUGUUUUUGGGUGGUCAAUUCUUAAUAUCGAAACCGUUAUGCUGUCGCUUUGGAUAAAUUAUCAAAUAACUUUUAUUCCAGAUCUACAAUUAUCAAAUAAGUUAUGCUGUCGCUUCUAUGUAGGGAGGUAGAGUACAACUGCUACAAAUAUCAGAGUUGAUGUUAUAGGAGUUACAUAUUAAUACUCCCUUCACUUCGAUUUAAUUGUAGUAAAAAAAAAUUGUUUUAAAAUAAAUGUCGUUUUAGAAUUUCAAUGCAAAAUUUAUUAAUAAGAUUCUCCACU